Messenger RNA from Aphidius gifuensis, 3401 nucleotides. RefSeq names its product conserved oligomeric Golgi complex subunit 4 (gene Cog4). The coding region runs from base 870 to 3143 and encodes 757 amino acids. NCBI's taxonomy places the organism in Eukaryota, Metazoa, Arthropoda, Insecta, Hymenoptera, Braconidae. The record is from RefSeq and is a predicted model, not a curated record. The transcript is spliced from 3 exons.
GUUUUUUUUUUUUUUUUUUUUUUUUUUUUUUUGGUGAAUCAGUGCAUCCUCUUCUUCAUCAUUGACAACAUGGCCGACACAUGACACACGUACUCACACACUUUCACAAACGCCCUCUCUCUCUCACUUUUUUUUUUUUUUAAUUAAAAUGUUUUAUUUUUUUAAUUGUUUUAAUUGAUAAUGAUAGAUCAGUUUUGAUUUUUUGAUUGUUUAAUUUAUUUGAAUUGUAAAUGAAAUUAUUUCUAAAUAAUUUAGAGGUGUUUGUGGUUUUUUUUUUUUUUUUUUUAAAUGAAUGAUGUUAUUUUGAUGAUUCUUUUUCGUCUCUGUUUUUAUUGGUACCAGCACGUUCCAUGAACGAAAUCAACGAGAUUAAAAAAAUAAAUAAAAAAACAUAUAUUUAUAGUGUUUGCAUAUGUGUUUGUUGCUUUUGUUUUUAAUAAUUUUUCUGGCCAAUUUACAACUUUUUAAGCUAGAAAUUGCUCAAAUGUUACUAUAAAAUCUACAUAGUAUUUUCUGUAAAAAAAAAACUUUCAAAAGUAAAUUUUAAGGAAUUAUUAUUCCAAUAUUCAGACUACAACAAUAUAAAAUUAUUUUAAUUAAUAAAUAAUAAUUAAUUCCAAAAAUGAAGGCUUAAAUUUUGUUACUCUAUGGAAAUACGUUCGAGUUUCUUAUCUACAUGCCACAUGCCCCCAACACACACACACUCUGUGUAAAUGUCAUAACACUGAUCUGUCAAAAAAACAGAUUGUUUAUUUUUUGUAAAUGUUAUUAUUUUUUUGACAUGUUUUUAACCAGAUAUCAACAAAUUGACAUUCCAGAUUUUAUUAAAAUCAAUUAAUUUUGGUAUCGCAGUAUUUUGAAAAAUUCAUAUGUCAAUCAAACAAAGCAACAAAAUGAUAACAAAGGAUAUAAUUAACAUAAACAACAUGACAAUAAGUGAGAAUAAUCUCGCUGAGAUAUGUAAAAAAUUGGAUGAAGCUGAGCAACGUGUCAACAAGGACUUGGAGCAAAUGCUUCAGAGACAUUGUCACAUUGAAACAAAAUUAAAAAGUAUAAGUAAAGUAUUGCCAAACGUUGGUGUCAUUAGAAUUGAAGGAGAAAAAUUUUUAGAUACAAUUGAAAAAACAAAUAAAUUAGCUGAAACAGUUAGUGCUAAAGUAAGACAACUUGAUCAUGCAAGAAGUAGAGUUUGUGAAUGUCAAAGUCGUGUUAAUGAUAUACUAGAUUUACAAUUAUGCAGUGAAGGUGUAGCAACAGCACUUCACAAUGAAGAUUACGAGCAAGGAGCUGGUCAUGUACGUCGUUAUUUAUUGAUGGAUCAAAAGCUAUUAGAAAGAACAGCUGAUGAUGUAUCUGAAGAUCGUGUAAGCAUUGCUGGUUCAUUGGCAACACUUCGACAAGCUGCUGAUCAACUUAGAAAAGUAGUUACUCAUAAAUUUGAUGAUGCAGUUAAACAAGAAGAUCUUGCAUCAGUUGAACGCUUCUUCAAGAUAUUUCCUCUCCUAGGAAUGCAUGAUGAUGGUCUUGUAAAAUUUAGUAACUAUCUUUGUGUCAAGCUACAAGAUUCUGCAAAGAAAAAUUUAUUAUCAGCUCUAGAUGUCAAGGGAAAAGAUGAAAGAGCACCAGUUAUUUUUGCUGAUACAAUGACUCUUCUCUUUGAAAAAAUUGCCCGAAUAAUUGAAGUUCAUCAGCCAAUUAUUGAGACUUAUUAUGGUCCAGGAAGAAUUAUAAAAACAGUUGAUAUUCUACAAAAUGAAUGUGAUAAACAAGUUAAAAAAAUAUAUCAAGAAUUUGUAUUGGCACGUUCUAUAUCAAAAAGAAUACAAAAUAUAAAUGAUUAUGGAAGAAAACAGGGUGUUGAAAAGGUUGAUCCAAAGACACUUGAUCUUCUUCUUGGUGAAUUAACACUGAUGCAUUCACGAGCAGAACUUUACAUACGUUUUCUUCGUCGUCGUAUUACGAAUGAUCUUGAAAUAGCAAUUGCUGAUGAAGAACAAAGAUCAAUGAAAUUAAUUGAAUUUGAUGAGAUGAUUAAAAAUUCUGAGCUAUCACAUGUGAUGCAAGAAAUACUUGGUGCAUACUUGGCACUUGAAAGAUAUUUUUUGGAAGAGAGUGUUAUCAAAGCACUGGGUAUGGAUACACUUGAGCAUGAUCAACAAACAUCAAGUAUGGUUGAUGAUGUAUUUUAUAUUGUUAAAAAAUGUGUACGUCGUUCAAUAACAAGUUGGAGUAUUGAUGGUGUUUGUGCUGUUGUUAAUUUAGCAUGUGGUAUACUCGAGGGUGAAUUUUCAACACGUCUUAAGACAAGACUUCGUCAGGGUUAUCCAGCUGGUUAUUUAGAUCUUGCACAAGCAUAUAAUGCAUUUCAAACAAGUAUACAACAAGGUAGAUUACAAGCAUCUGAUACAGAUUAUGCUAGAUUAAUGUUUUUGGCUUAUUUAAAUAAUGCUGAUGUUAGUAUUGAGUAUGUUGAAACAUUAAGUAAAAGUCUUGAUGCUGAAAUUAAUUCAGCAUUUUUAAAUAUGCCUAAAAAAGAUCAUGAUAAAGUUGACAGUUGUCUUGCUGGAAUGAAAAAUGUUACAAGUACAUUGAGAUCAAUUAUUGAUUUUGGAAUGGAACAGCUGAGAGCUAGUGCUGUUAAGCCAAGAGUUACACCUUGGCUUGAUUCAUUUUUAUCAGUUAAUCAUCAAGUCAAUGAAGAUGAUUUACUUAGAUAUGAAACUGAUGAACCAUUUAUUCAAACACUUGUACAAAAUCUUGAUGGUUUAUUGGAAACAUUUAAAAAUAGCUUAACUACAACAAAUUAUGAUGCAUUUAUUGCAAUGCUUACUACUGAAGUUACAUCUAGACUUGAAAAAGUUAUUUUUAAAUCAACUUUCAAUAGGCCUGGUGGACUGAUUCUUGAUAAAGAAAUACGAUCACUUGCUAGUUAUUUAGCAUCAUCAACAUCCUGGUCGAUACGUGAUAAAUUUACAAGAUUAAUGCAAAUAGCAAAUACACUGAGUGUUGAAAAAAUAGAGGAAUUAAUUGACUAUUGUGGUGCUGAUUCAAUAUCAUGGCGUUUAACACCAGCUGAAGUUAAAAAAAUAUUAUCAUUAAGAGUUGAUUUACGCUCUGAUGAUAUAAAACGUCUUAAAUUGUAAUUAAGUACAAAUUAUUUUAUUAAAACCAUUAAUAGUUAUAAACAAAAAAUUCUUAUGUCAAUAGUUACAAUUUUUUUUUUCUAAUUUUAAUUUCUUUGUUAUUGCAUUCAUUUUUUUUUUUAAAUUCUCAAUUCUAGUUUUUUGUUUUUUAAAUUUUACAAAUAAACUAGAAAGAAAAAAAAUAAUUUAAUAAUAAUUUUGCCUGUACAAAAAAUUAGACAAUAAAAAUACAAAUAAUUAUUUAAAAAAAAAAAAAAA